This is a messenger RNA of Diospyros lotus (date-plum), 2875 nucleotides long. RefSeq lists its product as uncharacterized. The coding region runs from base 564 to 2786 and encodes 740 amino acids. The record is from RefSeq and is a predicted model, not a curated record. Lineage: Eukaryota; Viridiplantae; Streptophyta; Magnoliopsida; Ericales; Ebenaceae. The transcript has 5 exons. Gene Ontology annotation, molecular function: nucleic acid binding; zinc ion binding.
ACAAAAUCGAUGAAACAAAUAACUCUCGUAAAACCAAACCCUAGAAGCCCAAACACAACACAAAAGCAUAGAUCGAAUCAGCGACAGUGAGCGACCGAUCGAGAGAGACAGAGAGGCGAGAUUUUGCGGUUGAAUGUGCAGCAGAGCCUACUGGGGGAUUUGUGAAUCGACGGAAGCACUGCACACCGAGCACUUACGAAGCUGGAGGUUUUCGAGCGUGAAUCGGCUGGAGGUUUUGGAGCACCGGUGUUGAGAAGGGUUUGCAGAUGGCAGUCUCACCGACGGAAUGGAACGAUUUGGAGUUGCAAAUGCUAAUUUCGCAGUUCAAAUAUUUAGGGUUUGCAUAGCGUGUGUAACUCACGCACCCUCAAUUACAAGGUGUUCAAAGUUUAGACGGAUGAGAGAUCACCUUAAAGUUGGUGUACGAUUGUUCUAAAUUACGUUUGCUUCGACGUUAAGCAGAUGGCAGACCCAAGAAACAAGACACUCACCCUUACCUUUGCCCCUCCCCCCCCCCCCCCCUCUCUCUCUCUCUCUCUGUAUAAAGGCUGGUCGUCUUCUCUAUGGAUCUCCAUCAAAGCAACGGCCACACUGUCGCUAUUUUGCCUCUUCCACCACCACCGGUCGACGACGAAGGCAUGACGUCCCAGUGGGAAAGCUUGGGAUCGGACUCCCCUUCAACUUUUCCGAUUUCUGGCAUAUUUUCUCCUCCCAACACUUGCAAUUCCCACCCUGGAAACCUGAACUCUCCGCCGCCUGCUUGUAAAGUCAAUAGCCUUUGUUUCUCCUGCCAGCAAGCAGGCCACUGGGCCAGAAAGUGCCCCAACAGAACCCCAACAGCGAGGAGGCAACUCCAUUUUGGCCCGCCAUCGUCGCCUCCCUCUGCUGGUCCUUCGCCCGUUGUUUACUGCCCGUGCGGCGGCGGAAUCUGCAACGUGAAGGUCUCUCGGAAGCCCAGAAGCUCUGGCCGCAAGUUCUACUCCUGCCCGCUCUACCCCGCGAACAGUUGUAAGUUUUUCAAGUGGUAUGACGAGUUGAGUAGUGAUGAUCUAACGUACGAUGUUCCGACCUGCGAGUGUGGGGCUGGACCUUGUCAUGUUUAUCGGGAAAGUGAUGGACCCAAUGCCGGUCGGAAGUUCUUUGUCUGCCCCAUCAAGAAGGGACAGGGUGCUUGUGAUUUCAGACGAUUGGUGGGUGUUACUGAUAGUCAUUCAAAUGAUGGUACUACUACUCCCACGAACUGCCAUGAAGAUAGCUCUGCAAAUAGUGACUUCGUUGUGGAAAAGGAUUUUUCAAAGGAAAACAACUUCCAAGGACAGGGUGCUUGUGGUUUCAGUCGAUCUGUGGAUGCUACUGAUUGUCAUCCAGACGAAGGUGCCACUUCUUCCCAGUCUACAUUGAACAACUGCCAUAAAAAUAGCUCUGCAAAUAGUGUCUCCAUCGUGGGAGGGGAUUUUACCUGUCAAGUACAGGAGAUCGGAUCAUCUGUGGUGAACUGUCUCGAGCGUGCCCCGAAGUUUGGAAUUAUUUUUGAACCACCUAGGAAAGACAGAAUUCCACUGGUGGAUUCCCAGGGAAGAGAAGACACAUCCGAUGAACCUUUGCGCAAUCGUUAUAAACGCUUACGAUGUGGGAAUCUUAAAUCUGAUGGCUUCGCUCUUAACAUCACUAGUGAUGGCUGGGAUGUGUCAAAAUCAAAGCCAAAGGUCCCGACAAUGGUAAAAGCACUCCGAACCUCUGUGCUGACACUCGAGCCUUCACGUCCUCAGAAAAGACUCUUUCUUGGGCAGAUUUCUCCUGCUGGAUCUUCUUUAACAGGAGCUUCUUCCACUUCUCUGUGCUAUAAUUCUCCUGCCCUGCGUAGCCUCAGGGUUCCGGUGACAUGGAAUUAUUUGGAGUCCGCCGUCCAUCAAAUUUUAGGCUUUCAAUUCGGAGGCUCGGACUGCCAGCUUCUGUUUCCUCCAUCUAGGAGCCUAACUAUUCCCUCACCUAAGCCCUUCUUUUGCUCAGGCAUCUCUCCUUCCUUCGAUCCAAUUUGGGACCCCCAAGAUGUCAAUGUAUCGAAUGCUGAAGCCGCGGCCAUUGUGCCAUACAGUCAGUCAUCAGCUGAACCCAACAAGCAAUCUCUUCUGCUUGAGCAGCCUUCCAAAACGUUACAAGGAAACAAAAUCACAGAACCAAUCGAAGAGACAUUCCAGAAUGCUGCAAAGCAAAUCCAGAACAAGCUUCUCACUGUCUUAGAGUUGACAGAUUUUCGUGACCACAAGACCAUGGCCAGUGAUGCCAGUUCAGUUUUCAGGGCUCUAGAUGGUUUGCUUGUUGAUUAUCAACCCUUCAAACAACUAGUAAUGGAAUUUGUUGGCACUGCGGCAUCACUUGCAGAAGCCGAACUGUCGAUUCAAGAAGACAACACUCUGCAGCAGGUAGUUGACAAAUACAACUGCCAAAAACAACACUUGGAAAACAUUUCUCAUCUUCACGCGGAGACUGCUGCUGCUCUGGAAGCUUCAACCGAGCACCUUGAAUCUCUCAGAAAAGAGGUUGUCUUGGUCAAGGCCAUGCUCUGUCGCAUAGAGGAGAAGCUGUUAUCCUGCGAGGCUGAGAAUGUAGAAAUCCUGUAUCGCUUGGAGGAAGUCAAUGAAGACAAGCUGAAAUCUCAACAAAGACUUCUAGUUGCAGCUGCGGAGGUGGAAGAAGCACGAAAACUUGUUCAAAAGAGGGAUGCUGCAGAGGCUUCUUUCAAGGCUGCAAAACUCCAACUCCAACAAUCAUUUAAUGAAUCUUAGAGCACUCAACAGUCAUCUUUUUUUGUACACGCAAUAAGUAAAAGGUUCAUUUUGUUCAUAUAUUAAAUAGUUAAGUGAUGAUUUAUUUC